Messenger RNA from Molossus molossus (Pallas's mastiff bat), 3942 nucleotides. RefSeq names its product ataxin 1 like (gene ATXN1L). Gene Ontology annotation, molecular function: protein binding; RNA binding. The transcript has 4 exons. Lineage: Eukaryota; Metazoa; Chordata; Mammalia; Chiroptera; Molossidae. Gene Ontology annotation, cellular component: nucleus. Bases 385 to 2451 code for a protein of 688 amino acids. Gene Ontology annotation, biological process: regulation of DNA-templated transcription; anatomical structure development. The record is from RefSeq and is a predicted model, not a curated record.
CUCCGGGGCCGGGGAUGGCGGCGGCCGCGGUUGCGGCGGCUCCGGGACGAGCGGGAGGGGCCCGAAGAGCGUCGUGAGAUGGGCCGGCUCCCAUGCCAGCGGGGAGAACACUGCUUCUUACUACAGCUGCUCAGAAGCACCACUGGAAGCUCAGAUCCAAAGAACUGGAGCCUGAUUGGAAGAAAUAGGUGACAAAGUUCAUAUGCAUUGAAGUGUUCAAACCAAAAAGAUACUUUUUGACAAUGGACAAAAGCAUGUAUGAAAGCAGAUGUGGGCGCCCCAGCCAGCAGCAGAGAGGGUUCAGGGGAGCCACAGAGAAGUCCCUUCUGAUGCCCCAAGGAGCAAGCCGACCCCUUCCAGGCUCCAGGAACACCACAAAGCAAUAUGAAACCUGUUCAUGAGAGGAGUCAGGAAUGCCUUCCACCAAAGAAACGAGACCUCCCCGUGACCAGCGAGGAUAUGGGGAGAACUACCAGCUGCUCAACUAACCACACACCCUCCAGUGAUGUCUCUGAAUGGUCCCGAGGGGUUGUGGUGGCAGGGCAGAGCCAGGCAGGAGCGAGAGUAAGCCUGGGGGGUGAUGGAGCUGAGGCCAUCACUGGUCUGACGGUGGACCAGUAUGGCAUGCUGUAUAAGGUGGCUGUGCCACCUGCCACCUUCUCCCCAACUGGCCUCCCAUCUGUGGUGAACAUGAGCCCUUUGCCCCCCACAUUUAAUGUAGCGUCUUCACUGAUUCAACAUCCAGGAAUCCACUAUCCCCCAAUCCACUAUGCUCAGCUCCCAUCCACCUCUCUGCAGUUUAUUGGGUCUCCUUAUAGCCUUCCCUAUGCUGUGCCACCUAACUUCCUACCGAGUCCCCUCCUUUCUCCUUCUGCCAACCUUGCCACUUCCCACCUUCCACACUUUGUGCCAUAUGCCUCGCUCCUGGCAGAAGGAACCACUCCUCCUCCCCAGGCUUCAUCCCCAGCUCACUCAUUCAAUAAAACCCCCUCUGCCACCUCCCCACCUGGGCAGUUGCCACAUCACUCCAGUACUCAGCCACUGGACCUUGCUCCAGGCCGGAUGCCCAUUUAUUAUCAGAUGUCCAGGCUACCUGCUGGGUACACCUUACAUGAAACCCCUCCAGCUGGUGCCAGCCCAGUUCUUACCCCUCAGGAGGGCCAGUCUGUUCUGGAAGCAGCCCCUGCCAAUGGACAGAGACAGCGAGAAAGAAUUUUAGUAAGACGGGAGAGUGAAGCCCUCGACUCCCCCAACGGCAAGGGUGACGGCCAGGGACUGGUGCCAGUGGUAGAAUGUGUGGUGGAUGGACAGUUGUUUUCAGGUUCUCAGACUGCACGGGUGGAGGUGGCGGUGCCAGCACACCGAGGGACCCCUGACAUUGACCUCGAGGUCCAGCGGGUGGUUGGCACUUUAGCUUCUCAGGACUAUCGUGUGGUGGCAGCUCAGAGGAAAGAUGAGCCCAGCCCUCUCAACCUGUCCCAUCAUACCCCUGACCACCAGGGUGAGGGGCGAGGGUCAGCCCGGAACCCAGCAGAGGUGGCCGAGAAAAACCAGGCCCGGGGUUUCUACCCUCAAUCCCAUCAGGAACCGGUGAAACAUAGACCUUUACCCAAAGCAAUGGUUGUAGCCAAUGGCAACCUGGUGCCCACUGGAACUGACACAGGCCUGCUGCCCAUGGGCUCGGAGAUCCUGGUGGCAUCAAGUUUGGACACACAGGCCAGAGCCAUCUUCCCAGACAAGGAGCCAACUCCACCCCCCAUUACCUCCUCCCACUUGCCCUCCCAUUUCAUGAAAGGCGCCAUCAUCCAGCUGGCUACAGGGGAGCUGAAGCGGGUGGAGGACCUCCAGACCCAGGAUUUUGUGCGCAGUGCCGAAGUGAGCGGGGGGCUGAAGAUUGACUCUAGCACAGUCGUGGACAUUCAGGAGAGCCAGUGGCCUGGAUUUGUCAUGCUGCAUUUUGUGGUCGGUGAGCAGCAGAGCAAAGUGAGCAUCGAAGUGCCCCCCGAGCACCCCUUUUUUGUAUAUGGUCAGGGUUGGUCCUCUUGCAGCCCUGGGCGAACUGCACAGCUCUUCUCUCUGCCCUGCCAUCGGCUACAGGUGGGAGAUGUCUGCAUCUCUAUCAGUUUACAGAGCUUGAACAGUAACUCAGUUUCUCAGGCCAGCUGUGCUCCCCCAGGCCAGCUGGGUAACCCUCGAGAAAGGCCUGAGAGGACAGUCUUGGGACCCAGAGAGCAAUGUGACAGUGAGGGGAAGAGCCAGCCGUCAGGCGAGGGCUCCCGAACAGUAGAGCCCUCCCAGCCAGGGCCUGGUGCUCAGGCUUGCUGGCCAGCUCCGAGCUUCCAAAGAUACAGCAUGCAAGGGGAGGAGGCACGGGCUGCGCUGCUCCGUCCCUCUUUCAUUCCACAAGAGGUAAAACUGUCCAUCGAAGGGCGUUCCAAUGCAGGAAAAUGAACCUCUCUCCCAGACCAGACUGGGGCUUUACCCCAGAGCUGGCCUCACCGUGAGCAGGCAGAGGAUUUGCACAUGUCAAGUAGGGAAUGGCUCUCUUGGCAGUGAGAUUGGGGGCGGGAGUGGGGGAGAGGAGGCAUGAAGGCAUCCUCCCAAGGCAGGGUCUGUUGCUCAUUACCCUGUGGCAUCCUUUUAGGAUAGCCCCAGAGGAUGCUGUGAUGGGGGAGCAGCAGGCCUGGGCCAAGGAAAUAAGGGGGUGCAUGCAGGAUAAGAAACAUUCCAAAUAUCAGGGCCUCCCUGUUUUUUCCUCCCCAUCCCUAGCUCCUGUAAGGGGAAAGUCGGGCUUUGGGAGCAGGUGGCAGAGGGAGGGAGCAAAGAAAGAGCCAAAAAUGAUGAUCCACAGCUUAUAGUAGCAGUUCAACUGUCUGAAGUUUUUUUUUCCUUUUUUGUGGUGGGAGGGCAGGAGGCCCCAUGGUUGGAAUAAGAGGGUUCCCACCCAGAACUCUUCUUUUGAGAGCUGUGCACUUUAAAGGGUAAUUUUGUUACACAGAUGUCUGUGGCUGGUUUGUGGGGGAGGAGCACUCAUCUACAGGACUGGUUGAUCCUGCUUCAGCCCUUUUCUAUUUCUCCUCACCAUUCCUCCCACAAGCUUCUAGCAUCAGGAAAGAGAAGCCCCUGUAGGGUUUAGAGCGAAGUACUGCUUUAGUGGGGACCCAGUCAAGGGACUUUGGGAGAAAGACCUUAUGGCCAGGCUGACCGGGUUCUAGGCAGGGCUUCUGGAAAGGAAGCUGACCUAACAAAGCUCCUACCCAGCAUGCCAGACCUGCUACAAGAUUGUACUGAAUCUCUAGUUGGUAAUGGUGACUUUUGAAAGAACUAGUGGACCCUUUUCCCCAGGCCCUGCACCCCUCCUCUGUCUGUGUUGUGCCUAAGUGCCUAUGUGGCUCCCACCCUUCUGCUGCCCUAACCUUACCUCUGCAUGGUUUCUUGACCUGGGCCUAAUAUGUAGCUGCACUGCCUUUCCCCUUCUGCAAAAUUGGUUUUGUCCACUCUGACCAAGACCUCUAGUUUCUGGUGUGUAGGGGUCUCUCUGGUUUCCCCUUUAGGUAUAUUCUCUGUUUUUAAAAACUCAAAGAAUCAUGUCCCCUCUGCAGCUAAACAGCUUAGUGGAGAAACAAGGGAACUCUGCCACGGGUCAGGGCAAAUACACCUGGCUGGGCAGUGCCCAUCCUGGCAUUUUUACAUAGCUCCUUCCAUCUUAAUUCCACUUCCUUUUCUAGCUGUCCUUUUUCACAGCCAGCUCUAAGGUUCUGGGAUAGUCUCAAUAACGUUUCAAUACAUAAAGUCGCCUAGAUUUCAUUUUGUGGUGGAAUAUUCCUCUGCAAAGAGUAUUUUCAAUCUUAGUUGCAUUUGCCCCUCUGUCUUAAAUCUACAUUUUUUUCACAACUUUUAGCAUCAGCUCAGACUGGGAUUCUACUGGGUAUUGAGAAUUAG